Pararge aegeria (speckled wood butterfly) is the source of this 1211-nucleotide messenger RNA. RefSeq names its product CCR4-NOT transcription complex subunit 9 (gene Rcd-1). Gene Ontology annotation, biological process: mRNA catabolic process; negative regulation of translation. The record is from RefSeq and is a predicted model, not a curated record. Gene Ontology annotation, cellular component: P-body; CCR4-NOT core complex; CCR4-NOT complex. The coding region runs from base 245 to 1156 and encodes 303 amino acids. The transcript has 2 exons. Lineage: Eukaryota; Metazoa; Arthropoda; Insecta; Lepidoptera; Nymphalidae.
CAUCCUGAGUUAUCAUCUCUAUUUAAGUACUAGUCUGUGAUCAUUUCAAUGAACUAAAUAUUUUUGGUUGCUGAUGGCGUGUGAAUUUUUACAACAAAUGUCAUUUUACAUGAAAUUCUAACAUAAAUAAAGAUUUGUUUCUUCGUAUUCAUGGUGUAGAAACCUAGAACUGAGGCGAAGCGCUUGGUGUGUCAUGCAAAUACUCAAUUAUGCUCACACGCUUGUCUAAGAAAACAAAUUUCCAAUGAAUAACAUGAGCUCACAGCAAAGCCCGGCUAACAUGCAAGCGGUCGUGGAUAGAGAAAAGAUAUAUACAUGGAUCCUGGAGUUGUGUAAUCCGGAAUCACGUGAGAAUGCUCUAUUGGAGCUUAGUAAGAAGCGCGAAGUUGUACCGGACUUGGCGCCUAUGCUAUGGCACAGCUUCGGUACUAUUGCAGCGCUGUUGCAAGAGAUCACUAAUAUCUACGUGGCGAUGAUACCGCCGACACUCACGGCACACCAAAGCAACAGGGUCUGCAACGCGUUAGCUUUAAUGCAGUGUGUAGCCUCCCACCCUGAAACUAGAUCAGCGUUCCUACAAGCACACGUGCCUUUGUUCCUUUACCCUUUCCUUCACACAGUGUCGAAAACCCGCCCGUUUGAAUACCUACGUUUAACCAGCCUUGGUGUGAUUGGUGCCCUAGUCAAAACUGAUGAGCAAGAGGUAAUUACUUUCCUCCUAACCACAGAGAUAAUACCACUAUGUUUACGCAUCAUGGAAAAUGGGUCUGAGCUGUCAAAGACGGUAGCAACUUUUAUAUUGCAAAAGAUAUUAUUAGAUGAUAGUGGUUUGAGUUAUAUUUGUCAGACAUAUGACCGAUUUUCACACGUGGCUAUGAUUCUGGGUAAGAUGGUGCUCUCUUUAGCAAAAGAUCCAUCUGCAAGAUUAUUGAAACAUGUUGUACGUUGUUACUUGCGCCUAUCUGAUAAUCCCAGAGCAAGAGAGGCAUUACGACAAUGUCUUCCAGACCAGUUGAGGGAUGCUACAUUUACAACAUGCCUUCAAGAGGAUAACUCCACUAAGCACUGGCUCGCUCAGUUGAUCAAGAAUUUAGAGGCCCAGCCACCUCCUGCCAGUCCUGCUCAACCAAAUAUGUACAAAACGAGAAAGCACUAAUUUUGUACGCUGAUGUAGUGGACUGGAAUACAAAUAAAAGUUUUCACAAAUUGGA